AUGCUCCGCGAGCCCAACGGCGUGAGCGACGCCUCUCUCACCUUACAGCGCGCGGUCCUGGACUACUCCGCCAGGGAUGAGCGGUUCGCACUGGACAAGAAGAUCUACGGCCAGUACUUCCAGCUGUACUUCCAGAGGCUCAUGCUCCUCGGGCCCCGGUUGAAGCAGGCGGUCGGCGCCAAGUGGCCGGGCGUGCCCGCGGUCAAGGUGCUCGACCUGAAGGAGGGCGAGGAGUGCGUGGUGAUGGGCACCCUGUACAAGGACAUGAAGCUCAAGCCCUCCAUCCUCGACGAGUACGUCAAGGAGGCGGGCGCCAAGGCAUCGGAGGUUGCCGCGAAGAAGUUCGUCUCCGACGACGACUCCUUGGUGCUCGAGGACGAGGGCGCGCGCGUGCGCCUGACGGGAAAGGGCGUCGCGGUCGACUGUUUCGUCACCGGCGUCGUCCUCGCGGUCAAAGGGCGCGUGGUCGCCAACGGAGAGUUCGAAGUAGACGAGAUCUGCUACCCGGCACCAGCGCCGCAGGCGACCCGACCGAGCGCAACCGACGAGGCCUCGUCCGCGGGGCGCCACGUGCUCCUGUGCUCGGGCCUGCGCGUCGGGGACGACGCCGCGUCCUCCGCGCUCAACCUCGAGCUCAUGUGUGACUACGUCACCGGCAACCUCGGAGGCGCCAACGAGCAAGGCGUCGCCGCGUCCAUCGCUCGCGUGGUCAUCUGCGGCGGCGCGCUACCCGAGGUGGACGUCCCCGCACAGUCCCUCGACGGCCGCGCGCAGGCGGCGGUGGCCCGGCCCCUGCGUCAGCUCGACGUCCUCCUCACCACGCUCGCGGCGUCGGUUCCCGUCGACCUGAUGCCCGGCGACGGCGAUCCCACGAACCAGGCGCUUCCCCAGCAGCCGCUUCACCCGUGCCUCUUCCCGGAGGCGAAGCGGUUCUCGCCGCACACGUUCGCGUCGUGCACCAACCCGCACGACUUUACCAUCGGCGGGGUGGACUUCUUGGGCACCGCGGGCCAGAACGUGUCCAACCUGGCGGCGUACACGAACGUCGUCAAGGGCGGCGCGGGCGGCGACGACGACGCGGGGGAGGCGCUCGACCUGAUGGAGGCUACCGUUCGGUGGCAGCACGUGGCGCCGUCCGCGCCGGACACGCUCGCGUGCUACCCCUACAAGGACAGGGACCCGUUCUUCAUCGAGCGAUCGCCGCACGUGUACUUCGCCGGGAUGCAGCCCGCGUUCGGGUGCAGGAAGGUGAGGGUGGGUGACGCGGAGACGGUGUGCGUGUCGGUGCCGGAUUUUUCAAAGACGAGCGCCGUCGUGCUGCUCGACGUGGACACGUUGGAGUGUCACCCGGUGACGUUCGGGCGGUGA
Messenger RNA from Micromonas commoda, 1368 nucleotides. RefSeq lists its product with no specific name. Gene Ontology annotation, biological process: DNA replication; DNA strand elongation involved in DNA replication. Gene Ontology annotation, cellular component: delta DNA polymerase complex. The record is from RefSeq and is a predicted model, not a curated record. The transcript has a single exon. Bases 1 to 1368 code for a protein of 455 amino acids. NCBI's taxonomy places the organism in Eukaryota, Viridiplantae, Chlorophyta, Mamiellophyceae, Mamiellales, Mamiellaceae. Gene Ontology annotation, molecular function: DNA binding.